CUGAGAUUUCACAGUUCGUAGUAAUUUCUCGCACAAAGAGAAGGAGGGCUGGAGAAGACGCUGCCAUCUCCAGUGUGCAUGAAGCUUGAGGUGCGUUGUGAUAUGGAGCUGCGAAGGUUUGCAUGUUCCGGUUGAGGACGUCUGAAGGAAUAGCGUUUCAUUUCAAGGACCACUUCGAUGCAGAACUAUUUCACGCUAAUUUCUUAGCACGACGGCGGAUCUGAAUUGGACUACCUAUUAAAAAGGACUUUUGGUUACCUGAACAAGUUUUUUUCUCUUCUAACUUACUAUAUUGUGCUCUCGGGGCUUCUCUUUUUCCCUCACACUCAAGGAACCGUCUGUGAAAAGUCGCUCAGGAUGUUGACAACUCUGCGUAAAUGGAUAUGAAAUAAGGAACACUUUGAUUACGACUGGAAAUCGCUUCAUCUUAGUCGCGUGAGACUGUUGAUACGCCGCAUUUAUUGUUUCCCCAGCCCAUUCGCUUCACGUUUAAGCCGUUUUAGGACGCCGAAAGUCACUUCCGCGGAUUCCGUAACAGUUCGGUUCAAACUCGUUCAUAAAGCUUGUGCCCGUCUCGUUCGAGCAUCGUCACUUCUGCAGAUGUGCUCUGGUUCAAUUCUAACCAUCGUGUAGGGUGUUGAUGGAGAGCCUUUCGAAUGACAGCCGGGACAGUGGUAAUCACAGGUGGAAUUCUAGCUACAGUAAUCUUACUGUGCAUUAUCGCUGUACUGUGUUACUGUAGGCUGCAGUACUAUUGCUGUAAGAAGGAGGAGUCGGAGUCAGAGGAGGAGGAGCCUGACUUCGCCGUCACGUCUCGUAUGCCGCCGGUGCAUUCAAACCACAACAUCCUGGCGGCCUCUGUCCCAACGGCAACCACCCCCAAUGGGCCUGCCUUCUUCACGCCCCCGCAGACACGAAAACUGACACGCUCGCAGACGUACUGUCCAUCAUGUACGCAUUACGACCUGCCGUUUUACCUGCAGCAGCCAGACGGCCUGCGAAAUGGCGGCGAACGCAUUAGCUACCGCAGUGUGCAUCAACAGGAUUUGGGGCUGCCCACUCCAUUGCCCGCCCCGCUGCCGACGCCGCUACCCAACUACCACAAACUAAACCUCAGCCGCUCAGUCACCAUGAGGGAGAUGUUCACACGAAGCUGCAGCAUUAGCACCGAUGUGUAGCCAGACAGAUUUAUAUGAUGCUAAAUGCUAACGGCUAACAGCGUCAAUGCGGGCAACAGACCUAAUUCUCAUUAAAAAACACAAUUCAGCAUUUCAUAAAGCUGUAGCGCUUGCCUGCGUAAAAACAGUGUCAACAAUGUCCUCUGGAAACCCCCGGAGUGCCGAGCUUUUAGGAAGACGGCCCAGUGUGUUCGUUCUUAAAUGGGAACUAUAAAGGCCAAAAUGGGGUGAGAGCAAAUAUUCGGAGGCCCUCUCCCUCCCUCAGCGCAUCUGCUUCACUCCUGAAUCCCUUGUUUUGUGUUUUCAGUAAUUGGAAAGAGGAUUCAGAAAAUAAAGCUGCAGUUUUUAUGCUUUCCUUACAUUUUUCUCAAAAGACACACCAAUGCACGGAAACAUUGACAUUUUGAAUUUUUAAAUAUACGUUCUGAAUGGAAACUUUUCUAUUGUUCAUGUAGCUCGAGACAUUUUAGCUGAAUAAUAACUGAUAUAGCCACCGACUUUGUUUUAACAAACCAACACAUAUAGUACAACUUAUGAAAAGCCCUAAGUGGGCUGCAAUAAAACUGCUGGGUCAAAAUGUGACAACGUUUGAUUAUGAGGUAACAUAUGGGAUGAGAAGCAUUCUUUUUUACUGAAAAGUUACUGUGUGCGAUUCUAUAUAUUAAUAGAUGUUUUGACAGUGUGUGAACUAUUUGUUCUGUUUUGGAUGUUUAAAUAAUUUGUUCUUCUUUAUUCACAUUUCUCCUAUCUAAAAAGGUACAGGUUUUCGUUUCACCUGCAUUAAAAUGC
Messenger RNA from Sinocyclocheilus anshuiensis, 1967 nucleotides. RefSeq names its product protein FAM163B-like. The coding region runs from base 657 to 1178 and encodes 173 amino acids. NCBI's taxonomy places the organism in Eukaryota, Metazoa, Chordata, Actinopteri, Cypriniformes, Cyprinidae. The record is from RefSeq and is a predicted model, not a curated record. The transcript is spliced from 3 exons.